Messenger RNA from Thyridium curvatum, 1167 nucleotides. RefSeq lists its product as uncharacterized. The transcript has 2 exons. The record is from RefSeq and is a predicted model, not a curated record. NCBI's taxonomy places the organism in Eukaryota, Fungi, Ascomycota, Sordariomycetes, Thyridiales, Thyridiaceae. The coding region runs from base 1 to 1167 and encodes 388 amino acids.
AUGCAAACCUUCUACAGUCCUACAACCCUCAUCACUUGGGACGUUCGCGCUCCCGCAGCAAUGGCCAUGCAGUCUAUCAUCACCGCUUUCUUGGUUUGCACGACCCCAAAAGGGUCAGUACUGAGAUUCGGUGCACUGCCAGUCCUUCUACUUCUGGCCUGGGUCUGUGUUCAGACAGCGUCGGCGUUCUCGCUUCAAGUCAUGAUGUACCUGGGAUUCGCUGUGUGCGGAUAUGUCAACGUCUUUCACUGCUUCAACUUCUUAUGCUUGAAUCCCUUUGAUGAUGCGGACAUCCGUCGUGAGAUGGCCCGGUGGAAGUCGUCGCCCCCGAACCCAACUCUUUUUGGCAGAAUUUAUUUUGCAACUGCUACCAUAUGGAGCUUUCGCGGCGUCGGGACUUCAUACGAGAUCAGGAGCAUGCCAAAGUUUCCUGGCAACGUGGUACCUACGAAGAGAUCCUUCUUGCUUCAGCAAGUCGGAUGGAUUGUUUUUCAAUACCUAUUCAUGGACCUGAUCACGAGUCAACCGCAACCACCCGAGGCAGCUGAGGCCUGGGCUGUCGGGAAGGAAUGGCUCUGGCUACCGCUUAACCCUCAUCCGGUCACCAAGCAAGAUCUGACAAGCCGGCUACUGGGGACGCUCAUGUCUUGGUAUUUGAUUGGAAAGAUGAUGCUAGAUACUUGGUAUCGCCUUUUCGCUCUAAUCUUUGUCGGACUGGGUAUAUCCCCAUGUCUGCGAGCUCCGCUCCAGGGUGUUGCCAAGUUCAUCACGCGUGGCAUCCUGCGUUUGCCUCCAUCGUUGCUCGAGUCUUACUUCACGAUGCUGAUUAUAUUCAUUCUCUCGGGUCACUUCCACAUUCUUCUUGACUACUGCUCGGGAAUGACGUCGUGGCGUCUUUCAGGAGGGGUGCAGUGCUUCGCACUCAUGGUGCCCGGCAUCAUGAUCGAGGACUGCAUCCAAUGGCUGUGGAGCGACUUCAAGGCGAAGUCAGGUAUCCACGGUCGACAAUGGCUCGAGAGAACCGUGGGCUAUAUCUGGACUUUCUUGUACCUGGCUGCGGUGACUCCUGUUUUUAAUUAUCCACUGCAGCGGAUUGACAGAAACCCUACAUACUUGAUUCCCUGGAGUUUCUUCAAGCACUUCACACAACAACAAUCGACAGCUUGA